AUGCUCUUGGUGUCCCUUUUGACGGUUCUUGUAAUUUGUAAACCUCUUGGGAAAAAGGGUUUCUUUGGGGGGUUUCAGUGUUGGGGAUUUAUGGACGAGGUGGAAGCAGCUAACAAAGCUGCCGUGGAAAGUUGCCAUAGAAUUUUAAAUCUGUUGGCUCAACCCCAAGAUCAUGUACAAUCGAAAAACCUGAUGUUACAAACAGGGGAAGCUGUUGUUAGAUUCAAGAAAGUUGUAUCUCUUCUUGACAAUGGUUUAGGUCAUUGUAGAGUGAGAAAAUUGAAGAAAACUCAAAACUUGAUCCCCCAAAACAUACUCCUAGACAGCACCCCAGUUCAAGAACCACUGAAACCCCUUCAAUUUCUUGCAACACCUCCUAAUCAAACUCACCCAGUUCAGGAGAUCGGUUCAAACGGUGUGAAGAACACUCUUUCCUUAGUGAACCAUAAGCCAUCACUUGAAUUGAGCACCACUGGGAAAAACCCUAUUCAAAUUUCCCAACAGAACCCUAACCCUAAUUCUAAUUACCAAUUCCUGCAACACCAUCACCAUCACCAGCAACAGGCACAAUUACAGCUCAAACAGCAGGCUGAGAUGAUGUAUCGACGCAGCAAUAGUGGGAUAAAUUUGAAUUUUGAUAACGCACCUACCAUUUCAUCUAAUAAGUCUUUUAUCUCUUCAUUGAGUAUGGAAGGGAGUGUGACUACUUUAGAUGGUAGUUCUUUCCAUUUGAUUGGGUCAUCUCGGUCAACUGAUCAAGCUACCUAUCAACACAAACCCAGGUGUUCUGCAAGGGGAGAUGAUGGAAGCACAAAAUGUGGGAGUUCUGGUAGAUGCCACUGCUCUAAAAAGAGGAAGCACAGAGUUAAGAGGUCAAUCAAAGUUCCAGCUGUUAGCAACAAGCUUGCAGAUAUCCCCCCUGAUGAGUAUUCUUGGAGGAAAUAUGGCCAAAAGCCUAUCAAGGGUUCUCCGCAUCCCAGGGGAUACUAUAAAUGCAGCAGCAUGAGAGGUUGCCCAGCAAGAAAGCAUGUGGAAAGGUGUUUGGAUGAUUCAACAAUGCUUAUUGUCACCUAUGAAGGGGAGCACAACCAUACCAGGUUGCCUUCCCAAUCUGCAAACACAUGAAAGAAUCUUUUGAUAGAAAGCUCUCGAGCCCAGAGUUUUUUGUUGACUGUUGUCUGUUGUCUGUUUAAUCUUUUCUUGAUCGCAUUGGGUUGCUCCCGUAUAUGUUUUUAGUGCGAUUUGGGGGAAAUAUAUAUGAAGGGAUGUGUCAAAUUGGACAAAUUUUCAUCUGGGGUAUGUUUGGUUUUUGUUCUUUUUAUCAACUUAGAGUAGACUUUUCUUUUGUGUUUUUUGUUGUGGUACAUUGUGCCUUUGGAUUGGCUAAAAUGAAACCCCUUUUGCUGGGCUGAAAGCCUGGAAUGAUUGGUUGUUUUGCGGGUUAGAGAACUUAAAUAGUGGU
Molecule: messenger RNA, 1462 nt
Organism: Lactuca virosa
Lineage: Eukaryota; Viridiplantae; Streptophyta; Magnoliopsida; Asterales; Asteraceae
Source: the annotation of a GenBank genome assembly